CAUCCGUUUGUUUAAGUGUACACGACGACACAUCAAAUUAUCCGACAUAACAAGUGAUAUUUCGACGAAUGUGAACGAUUCUCUAAACAUUAAAAACGUAUAAUUACACUCAACUUUAUAAGCCCCCUGCCUGCUAAGUCUUCUUUAUUUGAAAUUGGAUUGUUAAUCUGACGCAGCUGAAAAUCGGUGAGCAGCAAAAAUGGACGAUCCAGCUUUUCCUGACAGUCACACGACAACGACAACAACCACCACAAGUACAGUGCAGUCGCCACCGUUGACUAUUGACAAGGGUUACAUCACGUCUAUUCCCGGUAUAUUACGGAUUGUUGAGAUUGCGGUAGGAUUGUUGUACUGGAUCUUACUAGCAGCUGCUAGAGGAUAUGCCGUUGGAUUCCCACUCUUUGUUGGCAUUUCUUGUUGGAUGCUAACAAUCGGCUUUUUCGCUAUAUUUGUGCUGUCGUUGGAUAAGAGAGUCACCGUUAUCAACUGGCUCCUGACUGAGAUGAUCAACAACCUCGUAUGGACUGUACUGCAUUUUAUAGGAGCUUGUAUUGUUGCCGGUAGGGCGGCCAACCAUUUUUUUUUCCGCCACGGAGUCGUAUCUUUUGCAGCGGUCCUCGGAUUUGCUCUGUUGUUCCUUUACGCCGUGAGCACCUUCUUCAACUUCCGCGUUUUCCAAGCCGGAGGCGGUCUCGCACGGCUGACCGGGGGUUCUGGAGGAGCAGGUGGUGCGACAACCACGACAACCACGACAACCGAGUACCCUCCUGAGAAAGACAUGGACGCACCACCCCCGUACACCGGCCCAUAGAGUGGUCAUUAGAAGGCUAUUGCUCACACAGUCAUAAUGGGGGUAAAAUAAGGUAGAAAGAAAAGAUAGGUCUGUGUGAAAGGUAAAGUCAUGGACUAGUUAAUACUCAUAAAAAA
Messenger RNA from Asterias rubens (European starfish), 927 nucleotides. RefSeq names its product CKLF-like MARVEL transmembrane domain-containing protein 8. The transcript has 4 exons. The record is from RefSeq and is a predicted model, not a curated record. Bases 200 to 811 code for a protein of 203 amino acids. Gene Ontology annotation, cellular component: membrane. NCBI's taxonomy places the organism in Eukaryota, Metazoa, Echinodermata, Asteroidea, Forcipulatida, Asteriidae.